ACUAAAUUGAAGUCAAUAUGAAAGGGAAGCCCGACUUUCCCGAAAAGGUGUCGCUCUGCGCACGGCUUUACAGGGGAUUAAUACGGGAGACAUUGUUUCCCCUAUUGAUUAUGGUUCUGACACCUAAUUUGAUACUAUUGUUGGCCCACAUUAUAGUCGUUAAGAAUAGUAACUUAACUCGUGUUUUGUUUGUCGACACAAUUGAGUCAACGCUUACCGACGCCUGGAAAGCAGUCAAAUGGGAUGACUUAGAGUGCUGGUCAAUAGUGAGCGGACUUAUACUAUGGGGAAUCAUAUCAUUGCACUUUCCCGGCCGUAAAUAUCACGGCCCGCCUACACCUAAUGGAUUCAGACCUGAGUACUGGAACUCUGGCUUUAAAUACUAUUUGAUAUCAAUGCUGAUCGCGUGUCCACUUAUUUGGAAGUAUUCAAUACUGCAUUUGUAUUACAAAAUCCCAAAUCUCAUCGCUAUUCUCAUUGUGUUUGGCUUUGGAUUCUGUGUUAUUCUGUACAUCAAAGGUCUUGUAUUCCCUGAUCCGGGCAUUUGUGACAUAACGAAGAAUAUAGUGUUUGACUACUACUGGGGCGUUGAGCUGUACCCGCAUUUGGGGCCAUUCGUCAGCCUUAAGAUCUUAAUCAACAGCCGAUUCGGUCUAUUUCUGUGGCAAUUGAUAGCACUGACCGCUUGGAAGGCCAACUACGAGCUCUAUAUCGCCAGCUAUAAUCGGGGACACAUUAAUUGGCCGCUCACUACCACUACGCUAUUGGUCAGCAUAUAUUUGGCCAAAUUUUACUACUCGGAGGACUCGUAUCUACACUCAAUGGAUGCCUCGCACGACCGGUUUGGUUACUACUUGGCCUGGGGUUGCAUUGCAUUUGUUCCCGGAUUCUACUCAUUAAACUCGUUAUAUUUGGUAAAACACUCGCCAAUGGAUCACUUCGGGCUCGUGUCGGCCCUAAUAGUGCUAACU
Messenger RNA from Medioppia subpectinata, 971 nucleotides. Lineage: Eukaryota; Metazoa; Arthropoda; Arachnida; Sarcoptiformes; Oppiidae. The record is from the annotation of a GenBank genome assembly.